Molecule: messenger RNA, 510 nt
Organism: Prunus armeniaca (apricot)
Lineage: Eukaryota; Viridiplantae; Streptophyta; Magnoliopsida; Rosales; Rosaceae
Source: the annotation of a GenBank genome assembly
AUGAAGAUUUCUGGUAAUACAAUCUCUUGGAACAUAGUUUCGUGCUGUCAAGAUGUAAGAACAAUAUCAAAAUACAAUUGGGCAAAAGCGACUUCAGACUUUUUGGAAAGGCAGCUUGUGAAAGAUUGCGAAAAGCCAUCAUCCAUUUCUGGUUGUGUUGCUGCGUUGCCGUUUUGGUUUUGCGAGAAAAUUGGGUUCAUUGAGCCCUUGAAAGACAGAAUGGAUGUACCUCCCAAAUUUGUUAAGUGGGACGUACAAGACCUGCAAUCAUCAAGGUGCAACAUAGACAUUUCUAGUAUGACACCAGUAAUUGCAAGUAUUGGAAAUAAAAAAGAUAAGGUUCUUGAAGAAGUGUGUGGUGUAACGGGUAUUGGUUGCUUGAUGUCGUCACCUGUGAUCAAUGCUAAAGAGGUUGUUGAAGAGGUGUUUGGUGAACCGUCGGAUGGAUGCUUGACAUACAAAUCACCUAGUGGUGUCCCCCAAGUCGGAAAGCUUCAGAAAAAAAUUUGA